Linum trigynum is the source of this 1585-nucleotide messenger RNA. Lineage: Eukaryota; Viridiplantae; Streptophyta; Magnoliopsida; Malpighiales; Linaceae. The record is from the annotation of a GenBank genome assembly.
AAUAUUCUCCUACUACCAGGAACUGAAAUUGGGUGUUUGUUUCAGGUGUGGAAUACAAGCUGGAGAAAGUUGGAAAUGGUUCGUUUAGAGUAAAACUAUCUGCUAAUGCUACAAAGACUGUUGUAGAGCUCAGAAGACCACUGGAAGAACUGAUGAGAGGAAGAAUUUUAAAUCACGAAAGCCUUACUCUGACAGUCUUAAGGCAUUUAUUCUCCCAACCUGGUGUGAACUUGAUGCGAUCAAUACAGCAGGAGACACAAACCUACAUUCUCUUUGACCGGCGUAACUUCAAUGUCAGAGUUUUUGGUUCUCCACGUGACAUCGCUGCAGCUGAGAGGAAACUGAUCCAUUCUCUUAUGAACUACCAUGAAAGCAAGCAGCUCAAAGUGCACUUGAAGGGCGAAGAAGGCCAACCUCCAGACUUGAUGAAGAAAGUUGUAGACAAGUUUGGUCCGGACUUGAAGGGAUUAAAUGAGAAGUUCAGGGAAGCAGAAUUUGUACUGGACACAAGGCAUCAUGUCAUUUCAAUUUCUGGUAACUCAUUAGAGAUGAAGGGCAGAGUGGAAGAAAUAGUUAGAGAGAUUGCAAGCAAUGGUGACCAAUCCUCCACUGACCAUACUUGCAGCAGUGAGCGUUGCUGCCCAAUAUGCUUGUGUGAAGUUGAGAACGGUUACAGACUUGAAGGUUGCUCACAUUUAUUCUGUCAGUCCUGUUUGGUGGAGCAGCUCGAGUCGGCAAUGAGAAAUAUGGACAGCUUCCCAGUAUGUUGUGCCAGGGAAGGAUGCGAGAUGCCAAUAUUGCUCACAGAUUUGAGGUCUCUUUUAUCCACGGAGAAGCUGGAAGACCUUUUCAGAGCUUAUUUGAGGUCGUUUGUAGCAUCGAGUGGUGGAAUUUACAGGUUCUGCCCUUCUCCAGACUGCCCUUCAAUCUACCGAGUAGUUGCUGAUCCUGCUGAAACAGUUUCUGGUGCUGGCGAACCGUUCAUGUGCGAGGUGUGCUUUGCCGAGACAUGUACGAGGUGCCACUUGGAGUAUCAUCCAGAGGUAUCGUGCGAGAAGUACAAGGAGUACAAGGAAGACCCUGACCUGUCUCUCAAGGAAUGGCGCAAAGGGAAGGAGGAAGAUGUCAAGAACUGCCCUGUGUGCUUUUAUACGAUUGAGAAGGUUGAUGGUUGUAAUCAUGUGGAGUGCCGGUGUGGGAGGCAUGUUUGCUGGGCUUGCUUGGAGCAUUUCAGUUGCAGCCAAGAUUGCUAUGCCCAUCUCCAGUCCAACCACAUCGUGAUGUGAGAGAGCUGCAUCUGUUGUGGGGGCGUUAUCGUGUCUUUGGAUAUAAUCUAACGUAGUUUGUAUCGUCUGGGAAGCAAUUUGUACAGGAGAGAUUUAGUGAUGUUGUAGGUAGUAAGAAGUAAGAAUGUCAGUUGCCAUAUAUACAGAAGUAAGCAAUCACAGACCACAGCAUGUUUGCUCUGUCAAGCUGAGACUGUCUGUAGCCAUGUAUUAGGUGAUGAUAGUAUAGUGCGUUCCUCAGUCAAUCUGUCUCUCUUCAAUGAGAUUGGGAUGUAACGGAACAAAAUGAACCUAAUCUA